CUGUUAUCGUUUAUAGGUUAGCCCAUGUGUACUCCUCCUGUGGAAUUUGUGAGAAUAAAAUUGAAAAUCUUAAUUAUCUUCAAAAACACCCACAAGUUCAGUUGAUUCUGUUUCCCUAUUCGAGUCAUGUUUUCAAGAACAAGACCUGAACACAAAGCACCGCCUGAUUUAUUUUACGAUGAAAAAGAGGCUCAGAAAUACACCGGAAAUUCCAGAAUGAUCGAGAUUCAAACCCAAAUGUGUGAGCGAGCAAUGGAAUUGAUGCUCUUACCGGAGGAUGAGCCAUGUUUUCUCUUGGACCUUGGUUGUGGAUCUGGCUUAAGUGGAAGUGUUUUAGAAGAAAAUGGUCACUAUUGGGUUGGUGUUGACAUCUCUCGAGCUAUGCUUGACGUCGCACAAGAAAGGGAAACAGAAGGUGACCUCAUUUUAGGGGACCUGGGCGAUGGCCUUCCUUUCAGAGCCGGAGCUUUUGAUGGAGCCGUGAGCAUUAGUGCGUUACAAUGGCUGUGCAAUGCGGACAAAGUCAAUCACAAUCCUCAGAAAAGACUCUAUAAAUUCUUCAGCUCACUUUUUGCCUGCUUGAGCCGAACAGCAAGAGCAGUUUUUCAAUUUUAUCCAGAAAACUCUAAGCAAGUAGAACUGAUCACAGCUCAAGCAAUGAAAGCAGGAUUCUAUGGAGGCAUUGUUAUAGACUAUCCUAAUAGUACAAAAGCAAAGAAAUUCUUCCUAGUCUUAAUGACUGGUGGUUCAGCACCUCUGCCUAAAGCGCUAGGUGUGGAAGAAAGUCUACCGCAGACACAAGCCCAGUUCACUUCUAAGAGGGAAAAAUUCAAGAAGGGAAAUCGCAAGAAUGUAAAAAGUAACAAAGAAUGGAUUCUAGAAAAAAUUGAGAGGCGGCGGAAACAAGGAAAACCAGUCAGAGAGCACCUCUCAAAAUUCACUGGACGGUCAAGACCCACAAAAUUUUAACAACUCCACUCGGAACCAACGGUUCUGUUUAUGUCAUAUUCUUGUUAUGCUUCUUCUUUUCUCUAUAAUGUGUUUUCAAUAAACUUUCUCACAGAA
Messenger RNA from Bemisia tabaci, 1065 nucleotides. RefSeq names its product 18S rRNA (guanine-N(7))-methyltransferase. NCBI's taxonomy places the organism in Eukaryota, Metazoa, Arthropoda, Insecta, Hemiptera, Aleyrodidae. Gene Ontology annotation, biological process: rRNA (guanine-N7)-methylation. Gene Ontology annotation, molecular function: rRNA (guanine) methyltransferase activity. The record is from RefSeq and is a predicted model, not a curated record. Gene Ontology annotation, cellular component: nucleolus.